CCUCGAACUUACGACUGUCCUCACAUUUUACGUUUUUGCCCUAUCUUGUCACCAUGGUGAAGAGAAGCAGUUGUGAAAUGAGUGACAUGGUUGUUAAGAAAGCUGCACGGGCAUAAAUGUGAGGAUGGUCAUAAGUGUGAGGACCGGUCAAAAGUGCGAGGCCCAGUCAGAAAUGACUUUUUUUCAGCCCUCUGAGUAGUCCCUAUGCACAUAGCCACGCCCACCCGGUCACAUGACCAGCUAGCCACACCUACACAGUCACAUGACCAGCUAGCCAUGCCUACACAGUCACGUGACCAGCUAGCCAUGCCCACCCAGUCACAUGAUUGCCAAGCCACACCCCCAACUAAGCCACGCCCACAGAACCUGUUGUUAAAAAAAUUGAAUCCCACCACUGGUCACAGGGUGAUAUUAUUCUUGUACCGCAAGGUCAAGAUUUAUCUUCUAUUCAAGGCGAACAUGUGUUGCAGGGUUCUCUGCCCAUACCGUCCUCUGUACCUAUUCAGGCCCCUCAGGCUACUCAGCCUUCGAUGGUUGCCGGAUUGGCUAAUGUGGGGGUUGGUAAUUCUACUCCUGCCAUGGACUUUCAGUCUAUUUUGUCCCAGGCAUUUGCCAGUAUUUUUCAAGAUGGAUUGCAUCAGCAAUCACUCUUGGGCACCCUUCCAAGCACCUGGAUCUAUUCCAGCUGCACCCAAAGUACAACCAUCCACCAGCUAUUCUUACAAACAACCUGAGUAUUUUGCUCAGGAUGAUGAAUACCUUGACGAAUUUGAACUUUCUGACGAUGAUGAGGAGUUUCAGGAGAAGCCUUCGAUCCCGGGUCUUUUUAGGCCCACUCUAUUUAAAUCUCUUUUACAUAAGGCAAAAGUGGCAACCAAAAUGGGCAAAGCUCUUGACCCGGCUUCUUCUUCUCAAGAUCAAGAGAAUCCUAAUGACUCCUUAUUUAAAUUACCACAAACUGACAUUGACUUUGUUCCAUGCCCUGAUUUGUUCUCUCAAGUGAUUUGAAAACCCUGGGAGAGACCAGGUUCUAUUUCAGGCCCCUCGGGUCAUCACAAGAUGUACUGUGCUGCUCCAGAGCUUGAUGCCUUAUUGAACUUACCUGUAGUUGAUGAGCCUGUUGCCAGUCUUGUCUCUCCAUCUGUUUUGGCAGGCGAUGUAGGAGAUGGCCUGAAGGCGGAAGAUAAGAGAACUGAACUGUCCUAUAGGAAGACACACCAAGCAGCAGCCUGGGCCAUCAGAGCUGCUACAUUUGGACUCAACCUUCGCUCAGGGGACCUGGUCUCCCCUAGAACGACAACACAGCAUCAACUGAUUAGAGCUCCGGGCGGUGCGCCUAGCGUUGAUAACUUUACAUCCCUAAUAAGGAACAAACAUGUACUCAUAUUGACAGACAAUAUGACUACAAAGGCUCAUCUCAAUCGACAGGGGGGCAUGAGGUCCAAAGAGUUGAUGGCGGAGACAGACCUACUGAUGUCGUGGGCAAAACAACAUCUCCAUUCCAUAAAGGCGGAGCAUAUUUCAGGCAAGUCAAACCUCCAGGCAGACUAUCUGAGCAGGGAUCGCCUGGAUCCAUUGGAGUGGCGCCUGAGCCCUCAAUUGUUCCAGGAAAUAGCGAACAGAUUCGGCAUGCCAGUAGUCGACCUCUUUGCAACGUCUCAAAACACUCAUCUUCCUCGGUAUUUCACUCGUUUUCCGUCUCCAGGAGCAGAAGGACACGAUGCCCUCAGGGCCCAGUGGCCAGAAGGUCUACUAUAUGCAUUUCCCCCAAUUCCAGUCAUUCCGGGGGUGAUCAGGAAACUGCUUCUGGAACACACAGAUCUUCUCUUGGUGGCACCCUAUUGGCCUCGGAGGGCGUGGUUCGCCGAUUUUCAAGAUCUUUUAGUAGGGAUGCCAUGGCGGAUUCCUCUCAACCAACUGUCGCUGAGCCAGGGUGCCGUUCAACACCCAGAUCCAGGUUGGCUCCGUUGA
Molecule: messenger RNA, 1971 nt
Organism: Pantherophis guttatus
Lineage: Eukaryota; Metazoa; Chordata; Lepidosauria; Squamata; Colubridae
Source: RefSeq, a predicted model, not a curated record